This is a messenger RNA of Penicillium argentinense, 1143 nucleotides long. RefSeq names its product Zn(II)2Cys6 transcription factor domain-containing protein. The transcript has 3 exons. Gene Ontology annotation, biological process: positive regulation of transcription from RNA polymerase II promoter by galactose. The annotation marks the transcript as partial. Gene Ontology annotation, molecular function: zinc ion binding; RNA polymerase II cis-regulatory region sequence-specific DNA binding; DNA-binding transcription factor activity, RNA polymerase II-specific. Gene Ontology annotation, cellular component: nucleus. The record is from RefSeq and is a predicted model, not a curated record. Lineage: Eukaryota; Fungi; Ascomycota; Eurotiomycetes; Eurotiales; Aspergillaceae.
CCCUUGACUCACCACAUCCUUCAUCUUCUCCCUCCUCCCCCCUCAACACACAAAUGUCCGGCCCUCCCCCCUCCCCCCGACUACGACCCCAAUCGACAGGGACAGUAUCCACCCCAGUGGAACGGUCAGGGUCAGUCGGACGACCAACAUCCUGCGCAAUAUCCGGUAUGUCUACGUGCCUCGGGAAUCGCUUCCCUCUCCCCUGCGAUGCAGACAGGAUACUUAUCGUUGGACCAGUACCCGCCGGCCUCCUACCCUCCUGCCCCCGAGCAAGAUCGCGCCUACUAUCCGCCGCCACCUCAAUACCCUCCUGCCAACAUGGCCGCCAUCCAUCCGCACGCCCAUGGGCAAGAUCCCUACCGUCUUCCGCCGCCGCCGGGCGCCUACCGGCCCGAUCCAUACGGCCCUCCGCCCGGCCAGCCGCAAGUCGUCCAUUAUCAAGCAGCGGCCCCGCGCCAGCGAACAGCCAUUGCCUGCCGGUACUGUCGCCGACGAAAGAUCCGUUGCUCGGGAUUCGAUACCUCGCAAGAUGGUCGCUGCACCAACUGCAUCCGGUUUAACCAGGAGUGCAUGUUUACGCCCGUCUCCUCACAAGCGCAAGCCUUUGUCCCCGCGCAAGUCGCCUAUCCUCACCUGCGCAAUCAGCAGGGCGGCCGAGCCAGCAGCGCGGGCUUGACCCUUUACGGUGCCCACGGGCAGCCUCUCCCUCCCCAGCAGCAAGCCGAGUCAACCCUGCCGCCGCCUCAAGGGAUCGACACCUCGGACGCCGGGGCUCUGGCUCAGGAUUCGACUACCCUGAUCCGACAAACCUCGCACCCGUCACCCCCAGUCCCGGAUACCAGACACACACCGCUCCCCCCUCCUUACUACCCUCCUCCACCGCAGGAUCGGCGCACUUCGCCGCAGCAAGCGGGUUAUGGAUACGAUGCACGCCAUUCCUCCUCCCCUCACAGCUCGCCAUACCCACCCAUGACGCAGGGCGGCCCGACUCCACCCCCAUCAUCCACUCCCGGCGGCUCGGCACGCGGCGGCUUGAAUGUGCGCGACAUGCUCAACCCGGGCAACGGCAACGAUUCCCAUGGCCGGUCCAGCACCGAUAGCGACAUGCUCAAUGCGCUGAACCGCCGUGGCCUCAACCAGUAA